Messenger RNA from Fulmarus glacialis (Northern fulmar), 180 nucleotides. RefSeq names its product CDC42 small effector 1 (gene CDC42SE1). Bases 1 to 180 code for a protein of 59 amino acids. Lineage: Eukaryota; Metazoa; Chordata; Aves; Procellariiformes; Procellariidae. Gene Ontology annotation, biological process: regulation of Rho protein signal transduction. The transcript is spliced from 3 exons. The record is from RefSeq and is a predicted model, not a curated record. Gene Ontology annotation, cellular component: plasma membrane. Gene Ontology annotation, molecular function: small GTPase binding.
AUGAGCGACUUCUGGCACAAGCUGGGCUGCUGCGUCGUAGAGAAGCCACAGCCCCACCUGACGCACAUCGGCUCUGGCGACAUGGCCGCGGGAGAAGGCCUGCCCAUGACCGGUGCCGUCCAGGAGAUGAGGUCCAAGGGCGGUCGGGAGCGACAGUGGAGCAGCUCCCGGGUUUUGUAG